Messenger RNA from Limanda limanda (common dab), 1038 nucleotides. It is a transcript of the gene ribc2, whose product is annotated as RIB43A domain with coiled-coils 2. The transcript is spliced from 7 exons. The record is from RefSeq and is a predicted model, not a curated record. Lineage: Eukaryota; Metazoa; Chordata; Actinopteri; Pleuronectiformes; Pleuronectidae. Bases 1 to 1038 code for a protein of 345 amino acids.
AUGUUUAACACAGAAUUAGCUUCGGAUCGUUUGAAGAGGAUGGAUCUGCAGAGGCGUCGAGACAGAGAGACAGAGAGAAGAGAGAGGAUCUUUAACGAUAAACUCAGAACCAUGGGAGUUGACACAGAAGCUCUGCACGUUCAGGUGGAAGAGAAGAAUAAACUAAAAGAGCAACUCGAGGAGAAACAAAAAGCUCAUGAUGCUGAAGUGCUUCAUAAUAGCAAAGUAGCUUCCAUUCUCCAACACAGAGAAGAUAAGAAUAAGCGUGCCAUGCAGAUGGAACUAGUCAACUACCGGCAGCAGCACCAGCAGCCUCGGAGCCAGCAGGAGUUUGGCCUGAACGACACAGACCACAGUAGAGAAACAGGAGUGAUGCCUCCUGGUUUUAUGGGUGAAGACCCAGAGAUUGAGAACAGAUUGCAGAGGCAGAAGGAGCAGUUGAGACGAUGGAGCAACCAGCAGCAGAGUGAGCGAGAGACAGAGAGGCACAAGCAAACACUAGAAAAGCAGCGUGAUGAUCAAAUGAGAGUAGAGAUGGACAACAGAGCUCUGCAGCUUCAGAGCCUGGAGAUGGAGAGGAGAAGGGCAGAAGCCGUUGCAACUAAAGAGUUCAACUUGGCCAAGAUUGAAGAGAAGCGCCGCCAGGAACGUGAUGAGGAGGACAACAGAGGUCUGGAUAUCACCCCCGCCCUGGGUAGGUUGGGAGUACCUGGUCUGUGUCCAGGCUCUGAUCUGAGAGCCCCCCCACAGACGCUGGAGCAGGUCCUCCAGUUCCAGAGAAAUCAAAUAGAGGAGAAAAAGAGGAUCGAAUUAGAGAACAAGCGAGAGGAGGAGCAACACGAUCGUGUUCGCUUGGCCUCUGCUCGCUCGGCUCUGCUACUAGAGAGGAAGCAGGCUAAAAUGAGCAGGCAGAUGAGACAGCAUGAGGAGAACUCCAACUUCCAACUGGCCGAACUACAGAGACAACAGAAACUGGACCUUGAAAGAGGAAGCAUCCACGAAAGCUUCUUCUCCAAAUUCAACACCUGCAGCAGAUGA